GUAUGUCAUUGUAAGUAGUCGGUUUAUUACGCGUGGUAGAACGCAUUUAUUUCCAUAUCAUUACUUUGGCAUCAUUAUUGUUAGAAACAAGUGAUGAGCGCUAUGAGAAGAGUGAACGUGAGCUACAACUGUGUUUAUGCGAAACUUGUGACUAUCAUGCAUAUCGACAAGGAUUUCCGCAAGUUUAUUCGCAUUAACAAUAGUUUACUCAGCCGUUAUUAUAAGGCUGUAAGGUCACACUUUUGUAAGCCUCGUGUAUAAAAGCAUCGGGACUUGAUGAAAUUGCAAGACGAUCAACUCCUGCAGUCGUUCGCGUUCUUUAAUUUGUUAAUAUUCGUUUUUGUGUAUAAUGAAGACCGUCGCUGCGGUUCUCGUCAUUCUCUGCGCAUAUUUACAUGUUGCAGAUAACUUAAAGCUAAAGCCUGACAACAUACUGAAAGAUACCGUGUCAGAUAUCAAGAAUGUUGUAUCCAAUGUCACGCACACGGUGAUCCCCGAAUGCGUUUUCGGAGUGGAAUCAGUAUCAAUGGUUUUAUACAACAGAGACAAUCCAUAUGGCAAGAAGAUCGGUGUAGACGAGGUCUGCGAUGGUAUAAAUUUGUCAAUGCCGAUCGUUUUCCUGGUGCAUGGUUUCAUUAGUAAUCCGAAUUAUACCAACAGUUACAAGCUGUCGGAAGCAUUGGUCGAGAAAGGCGUUACGGUAUUUUCCUUGGAUUGGACUGACGCGGCAUGCACGACUGGCCUACCUCUUGUAAAAUUCUUAGCAUACCCUGCUGCGGUGAUUAACACUCGUAAAAUAGGUGAACUCAUGGCUAGUUACGUCGUAUCGUUGAACCAGAAAUGCAGUGUUCCUGUGAACAACAUCAGAUUUUUUGGUCACAGUCUUGGCGCGCACGUGUGUGGAUUCGCCUCGAAACAUAUUCAAGAGUCGGGCUACAGUCGGCAGAAAAUCCCGCUUCUAAUCGGCUUCGAUCCUGCGCAGCCGUUGUUUAUGUUGAAUAAGUGCGAAGAUAGAUUAUGUAAGCAAGAUGCAGAUCUGGUUAUAGCGUUGCACACAUCUACACUCGGAAUGACGCGUCCCAUUGGCCACACCGAUUUUUAUUUCAAUGGCGGAUCCCUGCAGCCAAAAUGUCCUUUAAAUAUAGCAUGCUCACAUAGCAGCGCUGUUCUCUACUUGGCCAAAAUAAUAGAGGACGGUACUUGUAAAUUUCCUAGUGUUCCUAUGUCAUAUCCGGACGUCAUAUGGCGAUGGAAAAAACCUAACUAUCCACAGUCUAACACAAUCAAAUGUACACCUCUGGAUAACAUUUGGUCCUGGAUAGAUGGCAAAAACGAAACAUUUGAUAAAGAUAAAGAACAAGUAUACUACACGUUCGUUAAUUCGGAUACUUUUUGUGCCAACGAUAAUUUUAGCUGUCAAGACUAGCGACAACAACAGUGAUAACAAUGGUUACGAAACGGCCUUAGUAAACAUUAACUAACAAUAAUAUUGCAAUGUUACAAUUUCUCGCUCAACAAUGUAAUUGUUAUAUGUUAUAUUUUAUUUACAUGUUGAAUAGAAGAUUAUAUAACAUUAAUGUUACGUUAUUGAUAGUUGGUACUUACUGGAGAUAGUGUAAUAAUCUUUUAAUCAAUUAUAAUAAUAAACUGCUUUAUCUUCACCUUGA
Messenger RNA from Odontomachus brunneus, 1667 nucleotides. Its product is annotated as phospholipase A1-like. The record is from RefSeq and is a predicted model, not a curated record. Gene Ontology annotation, molecular function: lipase activity. Bases 350 to 1426 code for a protein of 358 amino acids. NCBI's taxonomy places the organism in Eukaryota, Metazoa, Arthropoda, Insecta, Hymenoptera, Formicidae. The transcript has 8 exons.